Paecilomyces variotii is the source of this 1494-nucleotide messenger RNA. RefSeq names its product bromodomain associated domain protein. Gene Ontology annotation, cellular component: transcription factor TFIID complex. The record is from RefSeq and is a predicted model, not a curated record. The transcript is spliced from 2 exons. Gene Ontology annotation, biological process: transcription initiation at RNA polymerase II promoter. Gene Ontology annotation, molecular function: protein heterodimerization activity. Bases 394 to 1410 code for a protein of 338 amino acids. NCBI's taxonomy places the organism in Eukaryota, Fungi, Ascomycota, Eurotiomycetes, Eurotiales, Thermoascaceae.
GAGGGAAGACGAAACGACGUUCUGCUCGCGGAAGAAGCUCUUUAGCGUAAGCGACGCUCCGGGUGGUGUGAGUGGUGGAUGCCUUAUGAUCCAGGCGACGAUCAGGCAUGGCAUCUAAUUGACAGCCAUGUUAUUAGCAGGGAUGGCGGCUACAAGGGGUGAAUGCUAGUCGAGUAAUGUAUGUCUUCCAGAUAGAUUCAGGUGUUGCUUUUCCCGUUAUAAUGCCUAUAUGGCUCAGAUAUCGGCCAUGCCACUUCAAUAUUGAGGCUCUUCGAGAGAGUCAGAGGCUUCCGUCAGGUGUCAUCACGUGACAUCCAGACGAGCGGCCAGCAUCCGCAGCUCCAUCUUUCUUCCACGCCAGCAUCGUCAUCUCGACUCGCCAGCGCGCCUGUCAUGCCGUCUGAAGAGCCCGCUAUCAAGCGGUCGUCAUCCUCUGCGCCAGGAGACUCAGAUCAAGCAGUGUCGAAGCGCAUAAAACGACACUACCACCAUCAUCACCGUCUACAGUAUCCUGUCGCGCCCGAGCUCCCGGAGCCUGCGAUAACCGAUGAAGUAUCAGUCGACCACUUAAUGAACCGAUCGAUCGGCCAGGUGUUGCGCGAAGUGGGUUUCGAUCUGGCUGAUCCUGUCGCGUUGGAUGGAUUCCGCAAUGCAGCUGAAGAGUACAUUCUGAGAUUCGCGGCAUACGUGCGCCAGUCCAUGCUUUCCAGUCGCAGGUUACAGCCUAUUCCUCCAGACUUUGAGCAUGCCCUUCGACAGAGCUUCGUUAGCGUCGACGACCUGUCUCCAUAUCUGAAGUCGCUCCCCGCAGUCGAACCAGUCCGCACACUCUUGCCCAGUCCCCCGCCUGAUGAGGAUGCAUUCACUGCGCUUCCUUCUCUUGGACCUGCACUCAGUGGUGAAGAAGAUCGUGUUCGGAGCGCCUACAUCCCGAAACAUUUCCCCGAGUUCCCCAGUAAACACACCUACCGACAUACGCCUGUUUUUACAGACAGGGAACACGACCCUCGGAAGAUCCGAGAGCGCGCAACGGAGGAUGGCCGAUUAGGAGAGGAGGCUUUGCGCAAGCUGGCUCGCGCAGCCUUCAAGGAUAAUCAGCUAGCUGCAGCUUCACGCGACAAGAAACUUUGGGGACGAAAGAACGAGAAUCUGGAGACCAUGUUCGAGAAGACGAUUAAGGGGUUGGCCAAAAAGGCGCAGAGGAGCGCCGCCGAUGCUGCACCCUCGAUGGACAUCACUUCUGGCGAACAGAAGCCGCCGCGGCCCAAACUGCCGAUCCAUUUCGAGCUGGGACCUAUCGUGAAUUGCGAGCGAGACUUCUGGCGAAAAACCGCUUCGGCGACAGGAAGGAAAGCCGAGAAAAAGCAGACAGACCAGAAGGAUGCGGUCAUGGCGACCGUGGAGGGCUGAUCCGCGAUGCAAGCUAGACAUGUAAGCACGAGAGUGGUCUGUCGAUUUGGACGAUGCAUGGGCGGCGUUGAAGGCGUUUACAAC